Molecule: messenger RNA, 384 nt
Organism: Microthlaspi erraticum
Lineage: Eukaryota; Viridiplantae; Streptophyta; Magnoliopsida; Brassicales; Brassicaceae
Source: the annotation of a GenBank genome assembly
AUGAUGAAGGCGACGCAGGAGUGUGUUUCUGCAGUAACAACGGUCAUUUGGAACAUCGAUACGUGUCCCGUUCCCCCUGGCUUUGAUGCACGUCGGGUCGGUCCGUGUAUGAAACGGUAUUUGGAGAAAUUAGGCUACACUGGUACUCUCACCAUCAAUGCAACUGGCCUACUAACAGACGUCCUUGAUGAAGUCCUGCGAGGGGUUUCUUCCACUGGAGUCGUUAUUAAUGCCGACCCCUUCGUGGCUCAAGCCAUACAUGACCUGGAAGAGCUAACAAUAACAGCAACGGAGGCAACAGACGAGCCACAGCAGCACAUGGACAAGCUGAUGCUACAAAACUGGGUCUUACAGAUAUUCUUAACAAAAAAAACAUGUAUCUGA